Messenger RNA from Cavia porcellus (domestic guinea pig), 4692 nucleotides. RefSeq names its product Fas apoptotic inhibitory molecule 2 (gene Faim2). The transcript is spliced from 12 exons. The record is from RefSeq and is a predicted model, not a curated record. Gene Ontology annotation, biological process: negative regulation of apoptotic signaling pathway. Gene Ontology annotation, cellular component: Golgi apparatus; endoplasmic reticulum. Bases 189 to 1139 code for a protein of 316 amino acids. NCBI's taxonomy places the organism in Eukaryota, Metazoa, Chordata, Mammalia, Rodentia, Caviidae.
GCUGCGCCUCCGGGUCCCCAACUCGCGCCCCCCUCCCCCGCGCGUGAAUGGUACGCUCCGGUCCGCACGGCCCGGCUGCAGUGGAUGUUGCUAGAGCCCACGCGGAGGAAGGAAGAGACGCAGGCAGGCUGCGGUGACCCAAGCAGCCGCCCCUGCCACAGGGACCCCUUCUCCGGGAGACCGGCAUCAUGACCCAAGGAAAGCUCUCCGUGGCUAACAAGGCUCCUGGGACCGAGGGGCAGCAGCAGGCGAAUGCUGAGAAGAAGGAGACUGUGGCAGUGCCCUCGGCCCCACCCUCUUAUGAGGAAGCCACCUCGGGAGAGGGGUUAAAGGCAGGAGCCUUCCCUCCGGUCCCCACAGCUGUGCCUCUCCACCCGAGCUGGGCCUAUGUGGACCCUAGCGGCAGCUCCUCCUAUGACAACCGUUUCCCCACUGGACACCAUGAACUUUUCACCACCUACAGUUGGGAUGACCAGAAAGUUCGCCGGGUUUUCAUCAGAAAGGUCUACACUAUCCUGCUUAUCCAGCUGCUGGUGACCUUGGGUAUCGUGGCUCUCUUUACCUUCUGUGACCCUGUGAAGAACUAUGUCCAAGCCAACCCAGCCUGGUACUGGGCAUCCUAUGCUGUGUUCUUUGCCACCUACCUGACUCUGGCUUGCUGUUCUGGACCCAGGAGACACUUCCCCUGGAACCUGAUCCUGCUGACCAUCUUUACCCUGUCCAUGGCCUACCUCACUGGGAUGCUGUCCAGUUACUACAACACCACAUCUGUGCUGCUGUGCCUGGGUAUCACAGCCCUCGUCUGCCUUUCAGUCACGGUCUUCAGCUUCCAGACCAAGUUUGACUUCACUUCCUGCCAGGGUGUGAUCUUCGUGCUGCUCAUGACCCUGUUCUUCAGCGGACUCAUCCUAGCCAUCCUCCUACCCUUCCAAUAUGUGCCCUGGCUCCACGCAGUCUACGCAGUGUUAGGAGCGGGUGUGUUUACGUUGUUCCUGGCAUUCGACACCCAGUUGCUGAUGGGUAGCCGACGCCACUCGCUGAGUCCCGAGGAGUAUAUAUUUGGAGCCCUCAACAUCUACCUGGACAUCAUCUACAUCUUCACCUUUUUCCUUCAGCUUUUUGGCACCAAUCGGGAAUGAGGAGUCCUUGCCACCCCGCUCCCCUCCUCCAGGAAAUGCUCCUUCCCAGUCCGUAACCUUCCCUGUGCUCCUGCCAGACCAGAUAUAAACUCGCUGCAGCCAGCCUGUGGCCAGCCACGCAGUCCCUCAGCCAGCCCUCGCGCACCCUCUGCAGCUUGUACAUUCGCCACCUUUGGGUGCCACAGAACUGAGGCCACACUGUCCCCUGUGCCACUCUCCUCUCAAUUACGUCUCCCAAACUGGGAAGUCAAGGCUGAAAGAGCCCCCUGGGUUUGAGGACCCAAAGGAUAGCGGGAGGAGCUCAAGAGGGCCUCAGAGUUGAGAAGGAGACCCCAGGAAGCCACGCCACACUGAGAUUCCUCCUGGGGCUGGAGUGGCCCUGGGGCACACUGUCCUGUGUGCAGCCUGCCCACCCUGCUCUGUUCCAGGCCACACAAUGCCCCUUCAGAAGAAGCGGCAGGGGAUACUGUCAGGCCCCACCUCCUCGGUUCCAGGACCAGCAUUUGGUCCAGGGACUCUACAGACAGGGUCAGAAGUCAUAGUUCUGCUGUUUGCUUGAAUUUGCCCUCCUGGAUCAGGACAGGGCACUCUGGGGAGGAGGUAGGGGCAGGGGGCACUGCACCUAAGUGAGGGUCUGUCUUGGGCUUCUGCCCCAGGGAGGUGGGCAAGAAAGUGAACUGGAGAGACCAGGCCCUGCAGCAGGGGCAACUACCCAGACCUGCGUCCACUUAGGGUGGGGGAACAUUGUCACCUCCUCAGCCUCCCCUGGGCUGCUCCCCCAGGUCUGAGGAGGAGCGGGGUGUGCUGGGGUCUCCAGAGGGUGUUCUAGGAGGAAGCAGCUCUGGCUGCUGGGCCAGCCCCAUGUGGAGGGAACCUGUUCUGCCCACAGCCCUACCCACAGAUGUGCCUGCGUCCCUCCACCACGUCUCAUUUCCUAAGACAGUCCCCAUGUGCUGCCACUUGCUGGCUUAUCCCCAGCCAGGUCUCCUGAGAGACCAGGUCUCCUUAGGAGUUGGCAGUGUCCACCCGCCUACACCCCCGGGGCCCCUCCCACUCAGCCCAGAAUCCCCGAGUCCCCGCCCCCCUAUCUCCACAUCUCUCCAAUUUGGAAGUUAUCCAGCUGAUGCUAACAGCCAGGGUCAGUGCCCAUGUGAUGAGGCCCAGGCUCCUUAUCAGCCUGCAGGUGGCCGGGAUCUCAGGCAGGGUGUGUGUCAGCCCCGAGCACCUGGGCAGUGUGCAGCCAGCAUGUGGCCAGCUCGGGCCAGUGGAAAGUUACUGAGUGGAGGCAAGGAGGCUCCUGGUGGAUACUAGGACCCACCCUCAACCUGUAAUUUUUGGCGCUCUGCUCUUUGUAUGCCAGGGGCUCUGCCCACCCCUAGGAAAGCUAACAAGGUAUGCUACUUGUUCACCCUCCUCCCUUUCCUACUUCUAGCUUUCAAGAAAUACUGCAGGAGUAUUUGAAGUUUUGUUCCAUCUUGGGUAUUUGAGGAGACAAGAAACCAAGGACCAGCAGGUGAUACGUGUGAGAUGAAGGCAACUGGGGCAUGGAGGAGACGCCCACUGUGUGCUGGUCUAAAUUAAUCCCUGCAGCAGUGCUGCAAAGGCAGAGUUCCGCACGUCCCCAUCACAGAGGGCACAGCCCAGGGAGUCAGAAGGGCUUGAGUCCAAAGCCAGACGGGUAGCAGUGGUGGAUCUAGUGUUCACAUCCAGGGCCACCUCACUCAAAAAGCAUCACUUUUGGGAUGUGCGGCGGAAUGGUAAAGCACUGGUCUAGCAUGCACAAAGCCCUGGGUUCAGUCCCCAGCAACAGAUACACAAGCGUGCGCGCGCGCGCGCGCGCACACACACACACACACACACACACACACACACACACACGCGGCUGAAAAGUUUCCCACCAGUCUGAAUGGGCUGGAAAGAAAGUGGGAGCCGAGAGGCUGGUGUCCAGCCCCGUGUCUGAGGACUUGCCAUGAGCGGCACCUGGCUUUGCAUGUCCCCCAUCCCAUGCCCACUGGAUUUUGAAUUCUGAGGUUUUCACCCCCUGGACACAACUGAGAGGCAGGAUUUCUAGUUGCUGGCUCCUAGCUUCAAUGCCACCAGGGCUGAUGUAUUAGUAUACCAAUAGUAUACUAAUCAAGUGUACCAAGUAUUUCUUGCUGUCUGUGACUCAGUUUUCCUAUCUACAAAAUAGAAGUCUAUGACCAGUCUGGGGCAGGAAGAAACAUCAGGAUUCUUAUUCCCAUUGACUUCCUGGUCCUCAAGCUCCCUUAGCUUCCUUUCCUAAUCUCUGGCCUCAAGUUCUGGAAGGGUUUGCCACCCCCCAACCCCCUUGGCCUGCUGUUCUCACCCUGGACAGCUUCCCACUUGUCCAAAUCCUCCUCUUCAUUGGCUAAUUUAUGCACAAGUAGAAUUAACUUUUCCAAGGCUGGGAUUGGAGGAGAGGCAAGCCCUCAGACAUCAGUGAAGUGACCCAGGCACAAACCAUGGCUGUCUCAAGGAAGACUCUUAUGUGGAAAUGGAGCGGCCCCCAAGGAGGGUGCAGCAGCCGCCAGCUGCCUGCCUUGGGUUCUGAGCACCUGAGGCCAGCACUGCUGAGCUGACUACAAAGCUGGAGCUCGAGCUUGCCUGUCUGACCUCCAACCCGGGCAGUGAGGCAUUCCAGGAACACGUGAUGGGUCUGGGAAGGAGGAAGGGUGGGGGAAGAGGAAUGCAGGAUUAUGAGGAAUGCAGGAUUACAGGAAACUGAGGCUGGGCAGGUGCCACAGACUGUAGAGGAAGAAUGGCGCUGGCCCCUCACAUUUUUGGCCUGGGUAGAGCUGAACCUGGGAAGAGGUAGGUUAGAUUUUAUAAAGCUAGAAAGCAGUCUGAAUCUGCCCAUCUGUGAUGGGAGGCCAGAAGUCUACUAAUGGGAGGAAGUGGCAGAUUGGGGCCCACGAAGUACAACCGAGUGCCUGGCUGCCCGCACCAAUUCCUGAGUUUACGUGUGUGGCUGCUGCAUAGCCUGGAGAAGCCCCCAAGAAACUCAGUUCUUCUACUGCUGGGAGAGUCAGGAUCAGACACAUUUUCCUCCUUGGCCCACCUGGAGACGAGUCCCCAGUGGCCUGUUUGUCAGGGAUGUAGGGGGUGAGGAGGGCGGGACUUUACACAAGCACUUUGCUGCCCCCCUGUGGCCUCUUGAGAAAAAGCAGGAGCUGCUUGUAAGGGUGCUGUGGGUGGGGAUGAGCAGAGGGACCUGGCUGUCAGCCCUCCUUCCCCAGGUCUCCCAGACUUGUCUUUUCAAUGCCAUUUUCUGUUCCUUGUGUCCAAAGACUGUCACAUCUCUUGGACACUUUCCCUAUCUGCUGAAAACCAGCCCUGCACCACCCCAACCCUGCGCUGAUCCCACGUGUCUGAGGGCGCAGACUCAUGGGCUUGUCUGUCGGCUCUGGACACCACCACCACCCUUCUGGCCUCAGCUCCAAGUACCCCAGGGUCCCACGUCUGUUCUCUUUCCUGGUCUCACCUUCCCGGGAUCUGUGACUUACUGGAGAUAAUAAAAGCAAAUACCACACCA